Schistocerca americana (American grasshopper) is the source of this 1555-nucleotide messenger RNA. RefSeq lists its product as uncharacterized. The transcript has 5 exons. Lineage: Eukaryota; Metazoa; Arthropoda; Insecta; Orthoptera; Acrididae. The coding region runs from base 86 to 1381 and encodes 431 amino acids. Gene Ontology annotation, molecular function: RNA binding. The record is from RefSeq and is a predicted model, not a curated record.
AGGUGGGUUGUUUGAAAUACGUGUUAUAAUGUUUUAUCAUGAAAGUGUAGGACCAAAAUUACGGUGCAAGCGCCGUUGAAUAGAUAUGUUUCCAUUUGGCAGUGUGCCUCCACUCGUCGGGGUGCCCGGCCAACUGCUGCCACCCGUGCCCGCCCACGCGCAGCCCCUGCCGGUGGUGUCGCUGCCGCUGCUGGCACAGCAGUACCGGCUGGCGGCACAGCCGCCCCUGCAGCUGGUGCAGCCGCCCCUCGCCCGGCAGCUGGUGAUCCACCCGCAGCUACCGCGGGCCCCGCCGCCGCCACCACUGCUGCUCCGCUCGCCUCUCCGGCACACUGUGGUGAAUCCGCCAGUUAAAGCUAACGUUUUAGGAGCCCCGUGUGUCGCGAAGUCGCCAAACGCCGUAAAAGCUCCGGCGACUCCCCCAGCUGUGAAGGUGCCACCCGCAGUAAAGGAGUCGGACGGCGCUUCGGAGGCAAAUGGGAGUGCAGCGGUUACCCUCGACUCUACUCGUCAGAAGUCGGAGGACAGGUGCGAAGCUGUCGUGAGACGAGAGACGAGUUUUAAAAAAGACACGAAUGGCACUGCGCCAGAAGAAAUAAAACGACAGGUUGAAAAGAGCGAGAAACCCUGUGCGGAAGGGGAGGAGGUCUUACCGAGAAACGUGUCUGACACACCGUGCAGUGACGUGGGAAAUACAAAGGUGAGAAAGAUGAAGCACGUGAUGAUUCUGGACGAAGACAGGAACUUCUGUGCGGAGCUCCCCUUGGAGAAGGACAACACGCUGGCCCCGAAGCUGCUACAGAGGCACUUUCCCGGGGUGUGUGGGCUGACGUACCGCUCUUCGGACUGUCCUCACCGGCAGUGGAUCGUCCUCGAGAGUGGGAAGCUGCGAGCGCCGAAAGGGGGCUGGGAACACGACGUCUACUACUGUGUGUUUUCCAAGCAGAGUGGUGGAAAGUGGCUGCACACCUUUUGUCACUGUUCGUUUUCUAAACCGAGUAAGAACAAGCUAACAAAAUCUCCGAUAAAGUCCUCUUCUAAUAAGAACAACCAGGUCAAAACUCGUCCACACGAGGUGUCUAGCAAGAAAUUGCAGAGUGAGGAACCUGACGUCUACAUAGUGGAAGAAGACGAGGAAUGUGAGAGGCAGAGGUGCUCGGAGAUCGUCGUGUGUAGUUUGCCGCAGUGGGUCACGGACGAGCGACUACGGGAACACUUCGACAGGUUCGGCAAGGUACUCACGUGUGUCGUACAGAAGGACUUGGUCGGUGGCCGUUACGGACUGGUCAAGUUCCGGGACGUUUCUUCACAGGAGAAGGCUCUGGCCGAAGUGUUCCACAGGUUCGGGGACACGUGGUGUUCCGUACGUUUGCGCAGCUGAUGGUGAACUGGUUGCUACCUGUACGUGUUGUACUGUGUGAACUGUACAGUGUGGACAUUUGUUACUCAGGUUUUCUGAUGUAGAAGUGAUGAAAAUGUUACCUUACAGUGGUGCAUAUACAACUAGUAAUGUCUCCUUUUUCUAUUAAAAUGUUUAGAAAAUUUACAACAUUAA